Molecule: messenger RNA, 2401 nt
Organism: Budorcas taxicolor (takin)
Lineage: Eukaryota; Metazoa; Chordata; Mammalia; Artiodactyla; Bovidae
Gene: KLC4
Product: kinesin light chain 4
Exons: 16
Coding region: 138-1988 (616 amino acids)
Biological process (GO): axo-dendritic transport
Cellular component (GO): cytoplasm; kinesin complex; membrane-bounded organelle
Molecular function (GO): kinesin binding
Source: RefSeq, a predicted model, not a curated record
GAACGCUGGACUUCUGGACUUUGGGCCGGGCAGAUCCUUCUGAGUCCCUGGCUGCUUGAACUGAGUUUCUUCCGGGCUCCUGCCUGAACGCCACAACCAAGGGCUCUAUACAGCCCAGGCAAGGUCCCCUGACCAGGAUGUCAGGCCUGGUGUUGGGACAGCGGGAUGAGCCUGCAGGGCACCGGCUCAGCCAAGAGGAGAUCCUGGGGAGCACCCGUCUGGUGAGCCAGGGGCUAGAAGCUCUCCACAGUGAACACCAGGCUGUGCUGCAAAGCCUGUCCCAGACCAUCGAGUGUCUGCAGCAGGGUGGCCAUGAAGAAGGCCUGGUUCAUGAGAAGGCCCGGCAGCUGCGCCGUUCCAUGGAAAACAUAGAGCUGGGGCUGAGUGAGGCCCAGGUGAUGCUGGCUUUGGCAAACCACCUGAGCACGGUGGAGUCGGAGAAACAGAAGCUGCGGGCACAGGUCCGGCGGCUCUGCCAGGAGAACCAGUGGCUCCGGGACGAGCUGGCCGGCACCCAGCAGCGGCUCCAGCGCAGCGAACAGGCCGUGGCUCAGCUGGAGGAGGAGAAGAAGCACCUGGAGUUCCUGGGGCAGCUGCGGCAGUACGACGAGGACGGGCACGCAGCGGAGGAGAAGGAAGGUGAUGCCUCCAAGGAUUCCCUGGAUGACCUCUUCCCCAACGAGGAGGAAGAGGACCCCAGCAAUGGCUUGUCCCGUGGCCAGGGCGCCCAGCACAGCGGCUAUGAGAUCCCAGCGAGGUUGCGCACACUGCACAAUCUGGUGAUCCAGUACGCAGCCCAGGGUCGCUAUGAGGUGGCCGUGCCGCUCUGCAAGCAGGCGCUGGAGGACCUGGAGCGCACAUCCGGCCGCGGCCACCCCGACGUGGCCACCAUGCUCAACAUCCUGGCUCUGGUGUAUCGGGACCAGAAUAAGUACAAGGAAGCUGCGCUCCUGCUCAAUGAUGCCCUCAGCAUCCGGGAGAGCACCCUGGGCCGGGACCACCCCGCUGUGGCGGCCACACUCAACAACCUGGCUGUGCUCUAUGGGAAGAGGGGCAAAUACAAGGAGGCGGAGCCGCUGUGCCAGCGGGCACUGGAGAUUCGAGAAAAGGUCCUGGGUACCAACCACCCAGAUGUGGCAAAGCAGCUAAACAACCUGGCCCUGUUGUGCCAAAACCAGGGCAAGUAUGAGGCUGUGGAACGCUAUUACCGGCGGGCACUGGCCAUCUAUGAGGGGCAGCUGGGGCCAGACAACCCUAACGUGGCCCGGACCAAGAACAACCUGGCUUCCUGUUACCUGAAACAAGGCAAGUAUGCUGAAGCUGAGACUCUCUACAAGGAGAUCCUGACGCGUGCCCACGUGCAGGAGUUUGGCUCUGUGGAUGAUGAUCACAAGCCCAUCUGGAUGCAUGCAGAGGAGCGGGAGGAAAUGAGCAAAAGCCGGCACCGAGAGGGCAGCACACCCUAUGCUGAGUAUGGAGGCUGGUACAAGGCCUGCAAAGUGAGCAGCCCCACAGUGAACACGACCUUGAGAAACCUCGGAGCUCUGUACAGGCGCCAGGGAAAGCUGGAGGCAGCUGAGACCCUGGAGGAAUGUGCCCUGCGCUCCCGGAAACAGGGCACUGACCCAAUCAGCCAGACCAAGGUGGCCGAGCUGCUUGGGGAGGGUGAUAGUGGAAGGACCUCCCAGGAGGGCCUGGCGGGCAGCGUGAAAUUCGAGGGAGGUGAAGAUGCCUCGGUGGCGGUGGAGUGGUCAGGGGAUGGCAGUGGGGCGCUGCAGAGGAGCGGCUCUCUGGGCAAGAUCCGAGAUGUGCUUCGUAGAAGCAGCGAACUCCUGGUGAGGAAGCUCCAGGGGUCCGAGCCCCGGCCUUCCAGCAGCAACAUGAAACGGGCAGCCUCCUUGAACUAUCUGAACCAACCCAGUGCAGCGCCCCUCCAGGUCUCCCGGGGCCUCAGUGCCAGCAGUAUGGACCUCUCUUCAAGCAGCUGACAUUCAACUCAUGCCCCACAUCUGCUGGGUCCCCCCACAGCCCUCACAGCAUUCCCUGUUGCUCCUGGCUCUUCCAGCCCCAAGGUGGGACAGUGAAGGGGGAGCAGUUAACCAGAAGAUUGCUGCUGCCCUUAGGGUCUCAGCCCCCUCCUCAGGAAUCCCCUUCAGGAAGGACCCUCAGGACAUCCUCCCCCCACCCUGUGGUCCUCUAGAGUAGCUAGCUCUACUACUGGGGCCCCCAAAGUGGGUAAGAAGCGGGUACGCACCUCAGAGAUGCAGCCUCCUGCUGGCUUUUCUGUCAGAGGGCUUGGGGCUGGCCAGCCCACCUGCCUUGCCCUGGCCUCUCUCGUUCCCUCUGCUGCCUCACUUCAGGUCCGUGUAUUUCACUUUUCUUAAAUAAAGGAAUCAGGUAA